AUGGCUGCUGGGCCCUGGCAGGUUGCAACGUGGCGAGGUACUGGCACCAUGCUUUCUGUACACGAUGCCGCACUGCAGUCGGCGGAGAUGGGUCGUCAUUUUCGAGCUUGUGCAUGGGCAAAAGCAGCGGAAGAUCGUGCAAGAGCUGCCGAGUGGGCUGCGAGAAGGCGCCGCAAGGUCCAUGGAAAAGUGGACGAUGUCCGACAUGAGACCGAGUGCACCGAGUUGGUGCUGAUAGAGCCGAUGUGCCCCCUUUGCGGUGCAGCGCUUGCUGACUGUGAUUGUGUGCAGCGAAGUAUGACAGGGCCAACACCAGAGAAAGACAGAAGCAGCCAAGAAGCUUCAGUGUCGAAGCAAGCCUCCCUGCAAGCGGCAAGUAGGCGAGCGUCUUUGGCCAGGCGCAUGUCUCUCCAGGUCGGACGGCGCCAGUCUGCUGACAUGGAUGGUCUGGGUGUGGGGAGGCAAACAUCAGAUCGUCGCAAAAGUAACGACAAGCAGAAGAAGCCUCACACACUCACAAGGCUGCAAAGACUGAUUCAGGCUAAGCGGAUGGAGUUUGAGGCGCUUCCGGAAGGAAAGAAAGAGAGGUUCCGCGGCGCCUACGAUCACGCAGUUGCAGUUGGCCAGGAGGGUUUAGGAGGUCCACAGCUUCGCCAAGCUUUAGCCGAUCUUGGCCUGGCUGGUCGACAAAACCACGAGAAGGAGGCUGUCCACGAAGUCGUUCGGGAGUGCAUUGCUGCAGGGCUGGUUGAUUUCCUGGAGUUCGUCUUUCAAGUCGUGCCCAAGGUGGAGCAAAAGCUUGUCGAGGCCAAGUCACCGAAAUUGCUCGGACUUUUCAACCAGCUGGAUGUUGCAAUGGCGGGCAGCCUUUCCUGUUCGGACUGCAUUGAAGCCCUGCGGCGACAUGCGGAUUCCUUCAUCACGGUUUUGGAUGGAGACAUCAUGGAACAGUUCUGGCCAGUCUUCGUGAAGGAGCUGGCACAGCAACACAAGGUUUCCAAGCACAGCGACGAAACCAUCGAUUUCGCAAACUUCCAGCGACUUGCUUCGGAGGUUGAGGUGAGGCUCUUCACCUUCCAGGGCCAAAUGGAAGAGCGAGCCGCGCGAUCGGCAGGCCUUGCACCAGCAUUAGAGGCUGCUCACUUUGGCGAAAUUGCUGCGAUGAUGAGAUGCUUCUAUCGCUAUGAGAAGCACCAACGCGGUUUACUAGGCACGCAGGAGGUGGUCAUGGCGCUCAUGGACUCUGGCACACUACCGACUGUUGGAAGACUGCAUAUGACAACAGUGAGCAACUUUGCCACUCGCAAUAACAGGCUUGCUGUUUACAGAUUCCCUGAUUUCUUGGAACAAGUGGAUAGUUUGCGGAGAGAAGAAAAGUCACAACGCGAAGCAGCCUUCAAAUCUUGGUACACAAUACACAAGUGGACAGAUGACAAAGCCAUUGCGGUCACUGACAUGCCUCAGCUGAUCAUGGACCUCUCUUUGGUGGCAGACAGUUGCCGCAGCGUGAUGGAUGUGAGGGCGUUGGUUGAGGACUGUCACAAAAGCGGAGUCGAGUUCUUGCAGCUAGACGCAUCGACGGAGCUGUGCAACAGGGUCGUCGAGAGCGCACGCGUGGCUGCUCGGAGACGAGAGGCUCUGGUGGCCGAGCAAGUGAAGCUGUCGGAAGAGCAGGUCUUCGACAUGCGUGGCUGCUUUUCUGAAAUGACACACAGUGGGGUCAUCGGUCCUGAUGACUUGCACUACCUCUUGGUGGAGCUCUUCCCGGACCACGAGAUUGAUGAUGCAUUCGUGCAGGAGUUACUGGAUCUUGCGCUACCAUCUGGUUAUUUCCACUCGAGCAGCAAAUCUGCUUCUUCUUCUUCUGCUCCACGUGCUGCAAAGCCGAGCGACAGCAACCCAAGCAAGAGCAAGGCAGCUCAGGCGCAAGAAGACGAAGCAGCGGCUCAUCGAAAGGUAUUGGAAGAAAGUAUAUUACGUUUUGAUGGCUUUUUGUGGAUUGUGGGUCACCUGCUGAAAACCGGCGCGUGA
Molecule: messenger RNA, 2031 nt
Organism: Symbiodinium sp. CCMP2592
Lineage: Eukaryota; Dinophyceae; Suessiales; Symbiodiniaceae
Source: the annotation of a GenBank genome assembly